Molecule: messenger RNA, 513 nt
Organism: Pediculus humanus corporis (human body louse)
Lineage: Eukaryota; Metazoa; Arthropoda; Insecta; Psocodea; Pediculidae
Exons: 4
Coding region: 16-513 (165 amino acids)
Cellular component (GO): membrane
Source: RefSeq, a predicted model, not a curated record
AAGAAUUUUACAAAAAUGUCGCCUCAAAAUCCUUGCGGUUGUUGUUUGUUUAAAUGUUGUUCUUGUGUUAAUUUUAAUAUAUUGAAAACGAAAGAAGGAAUUAUUAAAUUAUUUGAAAUUAUAUUAGGAUUAAUUUGUCAAAAUCUUUUAAUUCAUUAUAGUUUAACUUAUUCGAUGACUUUGGGUUCAUCUUAUUAUAGUUUUCUAACAACAAUAUCAGCCGGUAUACUAACAUCGACCGUAUUACUUUUAUGUUACCUUUUAUCAAAUAAAUCCUAUCAAUUAUUACGUCAAUCAUUAUUCGAAACUUUAUUCAACGGAAUCGUAUCAUUCAUGUAUUUAUCUUCGUCGAGUUAUUUUGCAUUUGCUUUAUACACUUUCCUUUAUCCCCUAUAUAAAAUCACGUCAGUUUUUCAAGCUUUUCCAACCAUGAGUUCGAUAUACAUUAUCGGAUUUAUCGUCGGAAUCGUUCACGGAUACGACAGUUGGCUCGUUUAUAAAAAAAUACAAUAA